Messenger RNA from Cornus florida, 3358 nucleotides. RefSeq names its product pentatricopeptide repeat-containing protein At1g74850, chloroplastic. Gene Ontology annotation, molecular function: protein binding. Bases 262 to 2871 code for a protein of 869 amino acids. The transcript is spliced from 4 exons. The record is from RefSeq and is a predicted model, not a curated record. NCBI's taxonomy places the organism in Eukaryota, Viridiplantae, Streptophyta, Magnoliopsida, Cornales, Cornaceae.
UGUCAAUUCUUACCGACCAAGACCUUUUAUCCACAACCAUCAAGCUCCACGUGUCCUUCUUCAACCCAGCAAAACCCAAUUCCCUCUUAAACCUCGUUUCUCUCUCACACAGUCUCACAGUACCAAUCCACUGAACAACAGCAUCAACAACAAUCCAUCUGUUUCUUCUUCUUCUUCUUCUUCACCUUCAAGCUCAACCACCGCAAACCAUCAAUCACAGUCCUCCCAAAAGCUCAUGCGAACCAUAACACCACAACCCCAAUGCCCGAAAUGACCCUCUCCUACCACCACCACUCUCUCUCCCCACUCCUCCUUCGCACCCACCAACCCACCAACCCCAAUUAUCACAAUUUCCCCUUUCCCGCCAAAAAAUUCAACUUCUCCGACCACAGGAGACGACUCCUCUCCUCCAGCGCCGUAAGACCCAGAGCCAAGGCCAGAGAGCUCAUCCUCGGAAACCCAUCAGUCACCGUCGAGAAAGGAAAGUACAGCUAUGACGUCGAGACCCUAAUCAACAAGCUCUCGAGCCUCCCACCUCGAGGCAGCAUAGCUCGAUGCCUCGACGCCUUCAAGAACAAGCUCAGCCUUAACGACUUCUCUCUCGUCUUCAAGGAGUUCGCUCACCGCGGCGAUUGGCAGCGAUCACUCCGUCUCUUCAAGUAUAUGCAGCGCCAGAUUUGGUGCAAGCCCAAUGAACACAUAUACACUAUCAUGAUUGGCGUGUUGGGUCGCGAGGGCUUGCUCGAUAAGUGCCGCGAGGUGUUCGACGAUAUGCCGAGCCACGGUGUGGCUCGCAGUGUCUUCUCUUUCACCGCAGUCAUCAAUGCCUAUGGCCGAAAUGGGCAGUACGAAACCUCCUUAGAGCUUCUCGAGAGGAUGAAGAGAGAGAAAGUCUCGCCCAGCAUUUUGACUUACAACACUGUGAUCAAUGCUUGCGCGAGAGGUGGGUAUGACUGGGAGGGGCUAUUGGGUUUGUUUGCUGAAAUGCGACACGAAGGUAUACAACCUGAUCUUGUUACUUAUAAUACUCUGCUUAGUGCUUGUGCAAAUAGGGGUUUAGGGGAUGAGGCGGAGAUGGUGUUUAGGACAAUGAAUGAAGGUGGGGUUGUACCAGAUAUUACCACGUAUAGUUAUUUGGUUGAGACUUUUGGAAAAUUGGGUAAGCUGGAAAAGGUUUCCGAGCUUCUUAGGGGGAUGGAGUCCGGAGGGAAUUUGCCAGAGAUAACUUCGUAUAACGUGUUAUUAGAGGCUUAUGCACAUUUGGGGUCGAUCAAGGAGGCAAUGGGUGUGUUUAGGCAAAUGCAGGAGGCAGGUUGUAUGCCAAAUGCCGCUACUUAUAGUAUUUUGUUGAAUUUGUAUGGGAAGCAUGGGAGGUAUGAUGAUGUUCGCGAACUUUUUCUUGAGAUGAAAGUGAGCAACACCGAGCCGGAUGCGGCUACUUAUAAUAUUCUUAUAGAGGUUUUUGGAGAAGGUGGAUAUUUUAAGGAGGUGGUGACUUUGUUCCAUGAUAUGGUGGAGGAGAAUGUUGAGCCGAAUAUAGAGACGUAUGAAGGAUUGAUAUUUGCUUGUGGAAAGGGAGGGCUUCAUGAGGACGCAAAGAAAAUUCUACUUCAUUUGAAUGAGAAAAGGUUAGUGCCAACUGCGAAGGCUUACAAUGGGGUUAUUGAAGCGUAUGGACAAGCUGCGUUGUACGAGGAAGCUGUUGUUGCCUUUAACACAAUGAAUGAGGUGGGGAGCAAGCCGACAGUGGAAACGUUUAACUCUUUGAUUCACACAUUUGCAAGAGGGGGGCUUUACAAGGAAUCUGAAGCGAUCCUGUCAAUAAUGGGUGAAUGUGGUGUUGCACGGAACAGGGAUUCGUUUAAUGGUGUGAUUGAAGGAUUUAGACAGGGUGGACAGUUUGAAGAAGCUAUAAAGGCUUAUGUUGAGAUGGAAAAGGCUAGAUGUAAUCCCGAUGAGCGCACCCUUGAAGCAGUCUUGAGUGUUUACUGCGUUGCAGGUCUUGUUGAUGAAAGUGAAGAGCAGUUUCGGGAAAUUAAAGCAUCGGGCAUAUUACCCAAUGUCAUGUGCUACUGUAUGAUGCUGGCAGUUUAUGCAAAGAGCGACAGGUUUGAUGAUGCAUAUGACUUGCUGAAUGAGAUGUUUACAAAUAGGGUAUCCAAUAUUCAUCAAGUGAUUGGACAAAUGAUCAAUGGAGAUUAUGAUGAUGACUCGAACUGGCAGAUGGUGGAGUAUAUCUUUGACAAACUCAACUCGGAAGGCUGUGGGUUGGGAAUGAGGUUCUAUAAUACACUUUUAGAAGCACUUUGGUGGCUGGGCCAGAAGGAACGGGCAGCCAGAGUUCUCAAUGAAGCAACAAAGCGGGGGCUUUAUCCCGAACUAUUGCGUAUGAACAAACUUGUUUGGUCUGUGGAUGUGCACAGGAUGUGGGCAGGUGGUGCAUGCACAGCAAUAUCAGUUUGGCUCAACAAUAUGUAUGAAAUGUUCAAAAGUGGGGAGGACCUUCCUCAAUUAGCAAGUGUCGUCGUUGUAAGGGGACAGAUGGAGAAGAGCUCAAUAACACGAGAUUUUCCUAUUGCGAAGACUACCUACUCUUUUCUGAAGGAUAAUGUUUCACCAUCUUUUGUUUUCCCUGGGUGGAACAAGGGGCGGAUUAUCUGUCAGCGGCCUCAGCUCAAACGGAUUCUAUUGGGUUCUGAACAAUCUUCAGGAGGGUCCAAAAAGGAUAAGCUAAUUACCUUGAGCAACUCUCCGUCUCCUCUUUCCGGGACAAGAACAUUGAAAAGUGAUACGAAGAGAGACCAACAUGGUAGUGCUAAAACUGAAACAAGAACUAGAACGGCAGUGCAGCUCAUGACAAGCGCAGUUUAAACAGAUAAAACAAAAUCUGCAUCUCAUUGUUCAGGGCUGCUAGGUUUUCUGCGAAUUCAUGGCCCAACUUAAAUCGGAAGAAACUGAGGAUCUGAGAAUCCUAUUCUGAUUUACACAACAAUGUUUCCUCUUGGCAGAGAAUGAUUUUGGUAUAUGUUGUGCUGAAUCUCAGCUUACCAGAUGUUGAGAAUGGCUGGAUUGCGUUUACAGUGCUCGUGACUCGGUGAAGAACAGUUGGGGUGGUUACUUGGUGGUUCGUUUGAAGCCAAUUUUGGUCCCUGGCUUUAGUAGCAUGGAAAAAUUAACAGAGGGAGAGAAGGAUUUUGAUUUUGUUCUCUCUAAAUGUACAUGUAUCCUUUUAACAUUUUUGCUAAUUCUGUUGGGAAAUGUUAAAGAAUAGAAUGUUAGAUUUGAUCCAUAUUUCAUACAAGGGAUGAUAUCUACAUGCAUUUAAUAAGAAAUUUAAAAGAAUUCACUUCAUUUAUUA